Molecule: messenger RNA, 2396 nt
Organism: Labrus bergylta (ballan wrasse)
Lineage: Eukaryota; Metazoa; Chordata; Actinopteri; Labriformes; Labridae
Product: mitochondrial coenzyme A transporter SLC25A42
Biological process (GO): transmembrane transport
Cellular component (GO): mitochondrial inner membrane
Source: RefSeq, a predicted model, not a curated record
GUCCUAGUUUUUUUUUUUAAGACCUUGAAAAGCCCAAAUAAUCUUGUGCGCAGAACAAGGCAGUCGCAGAAGUUCCUCGCUGGCGUCGUCUAUAAAUAGUCAAGUCUCUGCUGUAGCUUGACACCUGUCUUUUACAAUCACCUUCAGAAACGUAAACAACAUCUGACGCGACGUGCAGAGACCUCACAGAUAGUUCCUAAGAUCGACUGGCCAGCCUCCAGCGUGCAAACAAGGAUUGUGUGCAAGAAUCUUCUGGACAGACUUGAGGACCAGUAAACACUGGGUCGUUUAAACCACAGACGCAGUUCCUCUGCAGUGUGUAUUCUUGAAUGAGUGACCGAGUGUCCGGCAGUCUUUGGUAAUCUGUGAAGGGCACACAUGGCCCACACUUUGAGCGACCAUCAGAACCCUCUGCCUGUGGCCCAGGCCACUGUGCUGGCUCUGCCACCCACAAGCCAGACACAAGACUUGAGAACAAGAUGGACUGCCCUGGACUCCCUGCUGUGUGGGGCUUUUGCUGGGGCUGUAGCCAAAACUGUCAUCGCACCUCUGGAUCGCACCAAGAUCAUAUUCCAAGUGUCUUCAAACAGAUUCUCCGCUAAGGAGGCCUUCCGGCUCAUCUACUGCACUUACAUGAAGGAUGGGCUGCUCGGUCUGUGGAGGGGGAACUCUGCCACCAUGGUGAGGGUGAUGCCCUACGCUGCCAUCCAGUUCUGCUCACAUGAACAGUACAAAAAGCACCUGGGGGGCUACUACGGCUACCAGGGAAAAGCUCUGCCUCCUGUCCCUCGCCUGCUGGCAGGCUCUCUGGCCGGCACCACUGCUGCUAUGCUGACCUACCCUUUGGAUAUGGUGCGAGCCAGGAUGGCAGUCACAGCCAAAGAAAUGUACAGCAACAUCAUGCACGUCUUUGUGCGGAUAUCCCAGGAGGAAGGUGUGAGGACCCUUUACAGAGGCUUCACUCCCACUAUUCUGGGUGUCAUCCCAUAUGCAGGCAUCACUUUCUUCACAUAUGAGACCCUCAAGAAGCUUCACACAGAAAAAACAAAGCGUUCCCAUCCAUACCCGUACGAGCGCUUGGCUUUUGGUGCCUGUGCAGGCUUGAUUGGACAAUCUGCCUCCUACCCUCUGGACGUGGUGCGUCGGCGCAUGCAGACAGCAGGCGUUACAGGCUCAUCGUACGUUACUGUUCUGGGGACCAUGCGUGAGAUUAUAACCCGGGAGGGAGUUGUACAUGGACUAUACAAAGGCCUGAGCAUGAACUGGGUUAAAGGGCCCAUUGCUGUUGGGAUCAGCUUCACUACAUUCGACAUCACGCACAGCCUUCUGUUCAAACUGCACCAGAUGAGCUACUUCACGCACUGAAUCAUGGGAGUGACAACGGGACAGAAACGCACAGAUGAGACUGAUGUGAACGUGAUGGUGAAUAUUGUGACAUGGCAAUGAGAAGUGUUUGCACUCGGUCAGCGCAGGAUCCUUACCUGAACCCCCCUGUUCACUCAAAACAGGAUAUCAGAGAGCUAGGUGAGUUGACAGGAUUUUUGUACAAGAUAACCCACUAUCUCUUGCUUUGUAAAUGCACAUCCAGUUUUCACUAUGUGAGAGAGUGUGGAGACGAAAAAUUGAGUCUAAAUUGUUGUUCACACAUUCAUAACUUUUUUUUUUUUUUAAUCAUGACCCCGUCAUGGUGUCUAAAGUGAUCACGACAGACUGUUUGUUGAUAAGAUUAUUCUUGCACUUUAUUAGACCUGCAAUGCUCUUUCAGCUUGAUCUUGUAUUCACAGAGAUAGCUUGUUUUUAACAAAUAUUAUUGCUCUUAAUUUUUGGGGGGGGGUUAUUUUUGUGGAAUCAUUGCUUUUGCUCAUGCAGGGGUAUGGUUGGUACUGAACAGGUGAUUUUGCAAUUUGUUUGGUUUUUCAUUUUCAAUUUUGAUGAUGGUGCCAAUGUUGAUUGAACUGAAAUGGAUGGUGUGAAUGAUUGUCCAGAAAGAGGUGGAUCAUGUCAGCAGGACUGCACAUUGUCAUUGUCCAUCCAGCACCGAGAAGGUGUCCAACAGUAUUAAGAUGUCUAAUAACUGGAAUCUAAUGAUAUAUAUGGGAAAUAAAUAUAGAUAUAAAUAUGUUUGGUUUAUAUGCAUAUCGUCAAAAUUUCAAUUUAUUUUUGAAAAAUUUCUCAGUGUUGUGCAGAAUAAAUCAUUGCUCUGACUUGACUGUUAUACUUGUUUACUUUAAAAAUCGAAAUAAACCAAAGCACUUAUCGCAGUCAUACGUUUCAUGUGAACAAGGAAUCAUUAUCCUUUCAGAGAUCAUGUGCAUAUCUGAGUAACAUCAUUUCCAAAGAUGUACGUUUACAGUUGUAUUAAGCACAAAUGCAAUAAAGUGUCCAUCCAACAUCUA